AACGUCGUGUCAGGUUUCUCCGGGCUCGUGCUAAAUUUAACCCUGUGAUCCUUCAGCAGUCGGAGGGUUUAAAUGCCACCCUGCAGUUGCUGCUCCACAACAGUUGUUCUCCACACGUCCUCCUCAGGCCAGGAGUGGGCGAGGCUCAUUCACACCCUCCCUCCAACACACUCGGACCUAACAACCCAACAGAACACACACGGCUGAGCCCCGAGGAAUCCAACCGGAGUAUUCCUCCCCUAAACCUGAUCGUCCACCAGCAUGGAGCUUUUCGAGACCAACCCCUAUUUCUUCCCCGACCAGCGCUUCUACGAGGGGGGGGACAGCUUCUACCAGUCCCGCCUGCCGGGCGGGUACGACCAGGAGGGGUACCAGGAGCGCGGGGGCUCCAUGGCGGGACUGUGUGGGGGUCUGUCCGGGGGUGUCGGGGUGGGGGUGAACGGAGGUAUGGAAGACAAGGCGUCCCCAUCCAGUCUGUCCCCCGACUCGGAGCCCCACUGCCCCGGACAGUGUCUCCCCUGGGCCUGCAAGCUGUGUAAACGCAAGACGGUCACCAUGGACCGGCGGAAAGCGGCCACCAUGCGGGAGAAGAGGAGGCUGAAGAAAGUGAACGAGGCGUUUGAGGCCCUGAAGAGGAGCACCCUGAUGAAUCCCAACCAGAGGCUUCCCAAGGUGGAGAUCCUGAGGAGCGCCAUUCAGUACAUCGAGAGGCUGCAGGCACUUGUCUCCUCCCUCAACCAGCAGGAGAACGACCAGCAGGGAGCACAGGGCCUGCACUACCGCUCCGGACCUACCCUACCUAGAGUGUCGUCGUCGAGCGAGCAGGGAUCAGGCAGCACCUGUUGUAGCAGCCCAGAGUGGAGCAACACCUCAGACCACUGCACCCAGAGCUACAGCAACGAGGACUCUCCACAGCAGACUAACCUGCGCUCUCUGACCUCCAUCGUGGACAGCAUCUCAGCAGCAGAGGGCGCUCCGGGAGCCUACCCUGUACCCGUGGACAUUACCAAAUGA
Esox lucius (northern pike) is the source of this 1014-nucleotide messenger RNA. It is a transcript of the gene myog, whose product is annotated as myogenin. The record is from RefSeq and is a predicted model, not a curated record. The transcript is spliced from 3 exons. Lineage: Eukaryota; Metazoa; Chordata; Actinopteri; Esociformes; Esocidae. The coding region runs from base 262 to 1014 and encodes 250 amino acids. Gene Ontology annotation, molecular function: protein dimerization activity; DNA-binding transcription factor activity, RNA polymerase II-specific; RNA polymerase II cis-regulatory region sequence-specific DNA binding. Gene Ontology annotation, biological process: muscle organ development; positive regulation of transcription by RNA polymerase II; positive regulation of myoblast differentiation.